AAGGCGGGCAUAUUCAAGACAGAUUUUGGCGUCUCCGCGCUGAAACUAUACCACCAUAGAAAACAGCCGAUCGAGCGAAACACCUCCUAGCGGUCUAAGGCUGAUCCUGUCUGGUAUGAUAUUUCGUCCAGACAGUCUACAAAUACUGAAACAAACAAACCGAUUGUGCGGCGGCGCACAAUCACGGCCGGUUGUGAACCAGGGUGUCUGUGGGGACGCCUCCAGCACUGAGACGCAGUGCCUUACACCGCUGCGCUACUCGGGAGUCUUCUCUUAACAAGAUGGGUCACUAUUCUGAUAAUUGCUCUCAUGACUUGGAUACAUUUUGGGAUGAGUUGAGAAACAAAUGUGUGCCAUGUCAUCAACAUCCACAGCACCCGAUCCGACCAGGGUACGAAUUUAGUCCAAACUGUGGCAGGCAUGAUGAUGGGGGGAAGUCGGAAGGACCGUAUCGACCUUGUGCCGCCCAGACCUUCAAUAAUGGGAGAUCCGUGACCUGCCAACCCUGUUCUAGCUGCCCCCAAAAUUAUCAAAAGCUGUCCGAAUGCAACGCAACGACAGACACGCAAUGCUGCGAAUCGAGGGACCAGACAGGCUGUUGGAAGGAAGCCCUGGGUACUACGACUCAACAGGUGCAACGGUCAACAACGUUAAGGGUCCAAAUGUCAACAUCAAAUCCCACCACAGCCAAACACAUUGAUUCGUUUGCAACUGAACAUGUCAACCAUCAGACUGCAUGGAUAGUGCUUACAGUCAUCUUGGUUCUCUCUGUACUUGCAUUUCUCUUAUUCAUCUAUAUUAAGAAGAGAAGGAGAAGACCAAGAGCCUUUUGGCUCAGAGAUAAGGAUAAUAAGCCAUGCUUUAAGGUCAACCUUAACUGCCUCCCAUCAGACAAUAUCCUGUAUACCAACCAACAGUCACGGAGCAGUAGGAGAACAGCAGCUGUCAAUGAAGAGGUUGCUCUCCUACAGUCAGAGACAAGGAGCCUAGAGGACAUUUUGAGUCCUGACAUCCAGUCGGCGCCGCUGCAGACGGUUCUGGACAACCUGGACGUUCUAGAGGAGCUUGUGAUCCUGCUGGACCCGGAGAUCCCUGGGGUGAAGAACACCAGGCACCUAGCAUCUCGCUGCUCCUUCCCCGCCACCUGGAUUACCUACACCUACUCCCUGAGGGACAGCAAGAGCCCCCUGAGGGCUGUGCUGGAGGGGAUCACCACCAAGCACCCAGACUGGACUGUAGGACAAUUGGCCAGGCUGCUGAGAGAGAUGGACCGGAACGACGCAGUGGCGGUGCUCACCAAGCUCGCCUUGCUUAAGGUUGUCUAGUCCGGGUGUGUUUUGUGUUGGGCCCGGAAAAGAUGGCACCAUCCAGAUACAACCACGAGUCUCUACCACCUGCCAAGGCACUGAGAUAUAACAAGAGGGCCAGUAGGAGGCAUGCUUUCCAAAGUCCCAAGGCAGUGAUUGGCAACACUGUUCUUUUGCAUUAGGGUUCAAAUAAGAUAUUUAACUGUGAUAACAUGGCACUUAUUACUUAAAGCAGAGAUGUUAACCCCGGUGUCCUGAAAACGAAGAGUUGCACACUCUAGUAGCUCAGAUGCAAUAAUGUCAUGACCUAAUAACCAACGUUUCGACAGACAAGCUGUCUUCAUCAGGGUAUAAUGACAAACACGGUGGGGUGAUUAGUUUAUAUAGCGUCAAAGGACACACACGUGUCUGUAAUCAUGACCGGGUGUGGCUUGAUAUCAUUGGCUCCUUUUCAGAUAUACAGUGGGGCAAAAAAGUUUUUAGUCAGCCACCAAUUGUGCAAGUUCUCCCACUUAAAAAGAUGAGAGAGGCCUGUAAUUUUCAUCAUAGCUACACUUCAACUAUGACAGAAAAAAUGAGGGGGAAAAAAUCCAGAAAAUCACAUUGUAGGAUUUUUUAUGAAUUUAUUUGCAAAUGAUGGUGGAAAAUAAGUAUUUGGUCACCUACAAACAAGCAAGAUUUCUGGCUCUCACAGACCUGUAACUUCUUCUUUAAGAGGGUCAUCUGUCCUCCACUCGUUACCUGUAUUAAUGGCACCUGUUUCAACUUGUUAUCAGUAUAAAAGACACCUGUGAACAACCUCAAACAGUCACACUCCAAACUCCACUAUGGCCAAGACCAAAGAGCUGUCAAAGGACACCAGAAACAAAAUUGUAGACCUGCACAAGGCUGGGAAGACUGAAUCUGCAAUAGGUAAGCAGCUUGGUUUGAAGAAAUAAACUGUGGGAGCAAUUAUUAGGAAAUGGAAGACAUACAAGACCACUGAUAAUCUCCCUCGAUCUGGGGCUCCACGCAAGAUCUCACCCCGUGGGGUCAAAAUGAUCACAAGAACGGUGAGCAAAAAUCCCAGAACCACACGGGGGGACCUAGUGAAUGACCUGCAGAGAGCUGGGACCAAAGUAACAAAGCCUACCAUCAGUAACACACUACGCCGUGUCAGGGACUCAAAUCCUGCAGUGCCAGACGUGGCCCCCUGCUUAAGCCAGUACAUGUCCAGGCCCGUCUGAAGUUUGCUAGAGAGCUUUUGGAUGAUCCAGAAGAAGAUUUGGAGAAUGUCAUAUGGUCAUAUGAAACCAAAAUAGAACUUUUUGGUAAAAACUCAACUCGUCGUGUUUGGAGGACAAAGAAUGCUGAGUUGCAUCCAAAGAACACCAUACCUACUGUGAAGCACGGGGGUGGAAACAUCAUGCUUUGGGGCUGUUUUUCUGCAAAGGGACCAGGACAACUGAUCCGUUUAAAGGACAGAAUGAAUGGGGCCAUGUAUCGUGAGAUUUUGAGUGAAAACCUCCUUCCAUCAGCAAGGGCAUUGAAGAUGAAACGUGGCUGGGUCUUUCAGCAUGACAAUGAUCCCAAACACACCACCCGGGCAACGAAGGAGUGGCUUCGUAAGAAGCAUUUCAAGGUCCUGGAGUGGCCUAGCCAGUCUCCAGAUCUCAACCCCAUAGAACAUUUUUGGAGGGAGUUGAAAGUCCGUGUUGCCCAGAAACAGCCCCAAAACAUCACUGCUCUAGAGGAGAUCUGCAUAGAGGAAUGGGCCAAAAUACCAGCAACAGUGUGUGAAAACCUUGUGAAGACUUGCAGAAAACGUUUGACCUCUGUCAUUGCCAGCAAAGGGUAUAUAACAAAGUAUUGAGAUAAACUUUUGUUAUUGACCAAAUAGUUAUUUUCCACCAUAAUUUGCAAAUAAAUUCAUUAAAAAUCCUACAAUGUGGUUUUCUUUUCUCAUGUUGUCUGUCAUAGUGUACCUAUGAUGAAAAUUACAGGCCUCUCAUCUUUUUAAGUGGGAGAACUUGCACAAUUGGUGGCUGACUAAAUACUUUUUUGCCCCACUGUAUAUAGAACAUACAAAAACAUGAAUGGAUAGCAUGCGAUCAUAGAUACAAUUUUGCUAUAUCGGCCUACAAACAUAUACAAUGAAUAGCAAAAUCACAAUAAUGGCUUCAAAUCAAAGUCUAGGCAGCCUCUCGUUUUAACAAUAAAUUGUCGAGCCCCCC
Messenger RNA from Salvelinus fontinalis (brook trout), 3520 nucleotides. Its product is annotated as IGF-like family receptor 1. The record is from RefSeq and is a predicted model, not a curated record. NCBI's taxonomy places the organism in Eukaryota, Metazoa, Chordata, Actinopteri, Salmoniformes, Salmonidae. Bases 282 to 1325 code for a protein of 347 amino acids. Gene Ontology annotation, molecular function: protein binding. The transcript is spliced from 7 exons.